This is a messenger RNA of Halteromyces radiatus, 1078 nucleotides long. RefSeq lists its product as uncharacterized. The record is from RefSeq and is a predicted model, not a curated record. The coding region runs from base 102 to 914 and encodes 270 amino acids. Lineage: Eukaryota; Fungi; Mucoromycota; Mucoromycetes; Mucorales; Cunninghamellaceae. The transcript has 4 exons.
CCCAUUCCAUUUUAUAUACCAUUUAUUUUUAUAUUAGUCGUUUAUAUUCGUCAUUCAACCAAUCUUAUUGACUCUCUCAUUUAGUUUUAAUAAACAACAUUAUGCGGUCUCUUUUUACCAGUGCCACCUAUGAAGAACCAAUGAUUCUGGAUAGUUCCUUUACCCGGAAGUACUGUGGUAUCAUGUCUCUACGUGCAGGUUGUGCUCUCUCUUGUAUUACAUGGGUCGCUGUUGGGUUCUAUGGAGGUAUAUUAGCCUUUCAAUUCAAAAGUCCGAUCUUUUCAUACAUAGAUUCAGGUGCAUUGAUAGCUCAAGGGGUGAUUUGUCUCUUAUUAGUGUUAGCAGGAGCAGCAGGACUGGCGGGACUGUAUGCAGAAUCGAUGUAUAUUCUGAAUAGGGCACACAAAGCAGCAUGGUUUGCCGUAUUUGCAUUUUUGAUUGAUUUCUUUGUCAGUAUUGUCUUGUUUGGGAUUCAACAAAAUGACAAUGCUAAUUGGUGUUAUGAACAAUCCGUUAAUCAUGUGGAUGAACAAGUCACUACUUCCAAUAAUACGACUCUUGGUUUUACACCUCCUACUAUCGAUGAUUUUUAUAACUGCAACAAAUUAUGGCAAGAUGAAUUGAAAUUCGCCAUUGCCCUUUAUAUUAUCUUUUUGAUCUUCUUUUUAUAUUGGGCAUGGUGUUUAUGGGCUUAUACUCAAAAACUUCGCGUGUUGAAGGAUGCAGAUUAUCAUACAAGUGAAGAAUUUCAAAUGAGACAAAAUUUCCCUCCUCCUCCUAUCAAUCUUCCUUUUCCUCCUGGGGCUGGCCUAUACAAUCUUCCUCCCGGUAAACCCAAUCAUCAACAUCAUCAAGAUCAACAACAAAGUUUGGCUGAAUGGACAAGACAAUUUAUUGAUCGCUUCAAGUCUUGAUGGUUCUAUAGAUAGUUAGAUGUUUACUAAAAAAAAAAUGUUGUACAUAUAUAUCACAUAUACCUUUUUUUUUUCUUUUUAGGUGCUCUCUCUCCAUGAUUCUUUUAUAUUAACGUACAAUAAAAUGUUUAUACUUGAAUUUCUAUUUUUAUAUAUAAAAAAAA